Pecten maximus is the source of this 1127-nucleotide messenger RNA. RefSeq names its product neo-calmodulin-like. Bases 261 to 737 code for a protein of 158 amino acids. Gene Ontology annotation, molecular function: enzyme regulator activity; calcium ion binding. Lineage: Eukaryota; Metazoa; Mollusca; Bivalvia; Pectinida; Pectinidae. The transcript has 6 exons. The record is from RefSeq and is a predicted model, not a curated record.
AGUGUACUACUGUAGAGUGUCAGAGGGACGCACUACAAUCAUUGGCUCACUGAUGGGAGACAAGUAAAGUGCCUGGCCAUAGAGAUAGUCUCUAGUGAUGCUAAACCAGAACCAUUAUUUCACCAGAAUCUGUCUCUACAAAUACCAGUAACAUCACUGGGUUACUAGAGGUUUUCAUCUAUUUGUCCUCGGCGAGAUUACCUGUGAAGGCGGUCACUUAUCAGAGCGGUCACUGGUUGACAAGACGAGGCGAUCUGGGUAUGGCCCAAUCCAGUAUCACCGACAAGGAGGGGGAACUCACAAAUGCAGCCAGAACAGAAAUAAAGCGGAUUUUCCGCCUGAUCGACACCACAGGGAACGGUAAGAUAGGAGUGAACGACCUGAUGCGAUCUAUGCAGCUUAGCGGGGGCAACCCUACCAAGGAAGAGGCCCAAAGGAUGAUCGAGGAGAGCGAUAUGGACGGCAGUGGUAGUGUGGAAUACCAGGAAUUUGAAAACAUCAUGAAAAUCCAUAUCUUGGCACUUGAAUACCAGAACGACAUUCUCAGAGAUGCUUUCAGGCGUUUCGAUAAAAAUGGGGACGGUUCUUUGGACCGUGAAGAGCUUCGCAAAGUUCUCUGCAGUAUCGGAGAAUCUCUCACGGACGAAGAGGCAGAGGAAAUGUUCGCAUUGGUGGAUGCAGAUAAUAACGGGAAAGUUGAUCUGGAUGAAUUUCUGGCUGCUUUCAAAGCAUCAUGACAAGAGAGUUACCUUCAUUUGGACGACGUGCGUUUGAUUGUUUACAGCUUAAGUAUUAAGCUUAAUAGCGAAGCCUAGAGGAGUGUAGAAAACUACUACAAGUAGUCCUGUUUAGCAUUUGACCACGUGGUAUGGUUAACAUAUCACAGCUUUGGAAUAAGAACUUUCGUGGAAAGUAACGUCAUGCAUGAUACUGAUCUCUUGUGUUUGUCGGGAAAACUUUUACGGCGAGCAUGCAAGAAUGCAAAAAGGACUGUAGAGGUGUUUUUACAACAGCUUCAAAGAGAGACCGGUCGUGAAAUAGUCUAUCUAUGUAUAUACUUAUUCCCCGAUUUCAUUUCUGCACAUAAUAUCAACAUUGUCGUUUCAUUAAAGUAUAUUUUAAUGCUG